AUUGUAUUUACAGAGAUACAAUUACUCUGUAAAUCUGCUAUAAAAGUUUCUAAACAAUGCAGUAUCUUUACUUACCUCAUCAUGAACUAGUAACAGUUUACAGACUGGUUCCAUCUAUGGACCACACUUUGAGAAACACUGUUUUAGAGUGUGUGUGCGUGUGCACUUGUGUACUCUGGCACACGUUUGGAUGUAUUGGGUACAUUCAAAUUACAGCAUAUAACGUAGAUUAUAUAACAGCUUUAUAUGAUAAUUAAAUGCAUUUGGUGAGCUCUUUGGUAAAAAUGGAGUUUUUCUAGAAGUGACAUUAAAUGCUUCAAUUGUAAACCAAUACAAAUGGCAUAUAUGUGAAUACAGUUAUCUGUUUCAAAACACAGUUGUCCGGUAAUACUUCUAAAGCAUAAAGUAGAAAGUGUUUUGUAAUGUGAAAUGAAGUCACCUCCUCUCUGAUUCACACUCAAGUUUAAAUGGGCACAGAUACUUUAGAUAGGAAAUGUUCUGUGCAAAGUGUAUAUACAAAUGAGGCUUUUAGCACUGAAGAGUAGGAAAUGUUUCUGUCAUGUGAAGCCUUAGAUAAGGGAGUUGUUACUAUCAUACCUUCCUUGCCUUAGAGAACAGUUAAUUAUGGGACUGGUCUUCGGUCCUAGUGAUAGACAGCCAUUUUCUUAAUGUUUACAAAGUGAGAGAAAGUGUUUCCUACAAGCAACUCCACAUUCUUUAUGAGUGUUAACAAAUUCUCCAGCUGAUUCUGACUUGAUGGCUUGCAGCUGUCUUCAUCCUUCUCUCCUGGAGACUGAGGCACGUGAAGGCAGUCACCCGGAGUGGGACCUGUGCACCGGGCUCUGUGUCCACCUGCAUGUCUGUCUGCCUGGAGGGGCAGCGUGGCCUUCUUUCACAAAGCCUUGGGAGGAAGUUCUGGGAAGUUUUAUUAUGGUUAGCCUUAUUCCUUUAGGAUGAGACUCCUAAUUGAAAAUGAUAAUGAGGUGUCCGCGAAGAUGUUCAGCCCCUUGAAGACCAGGCUUUAGUCCUGUGCAGGACUACCCACCUUCUGGCCGAGUGCCCAAGACAGCGUAGAUGCGGGAUGAGUUAAAGGAUUGAAGGAGGCCAUUCAGUAAAAAGCAAGUCGCCUUUAGAAGAAAAACUGGAUAACUACAAAGCACUUUCUUGUGUGUGACGAUAUCAGAAAGAGUGAGUGGCCUUGAGGAGAGCAUUAACACGUGCCUGUGGGUAAGUGGCGUAGAGGGCAUAGGGAGCGAGCGUGGGCCUGGCUUGAUUAGAAGCAUGUCUGCUGGUCUGAACGACGGCGUAAGGACAGCUUUCUUGAUUCACUGGUUGGAAAGUGAGGUCUCUGAGUCAAAGGCGGGUGGACUUGUGAUUGCCGUUUAGCUGGUAGAAGUUCUGAGAUGAAGGACCACUCCCCUGAAGGCACAGACAGCUGAGGGCGUCUCCACUCAGGCCAGAGCACACAAGGAGACCUCCGAGGCUGUGCGUGUCAGGCGAGAUAGGCAGGAGUUAAAAUCCAACCCAUUCCCCAGUGCUCAAGGUCUGAGAUAGGAGGUCAUUGUUUCUUUGAAAUCCCUGCUGGAAUCACAGUAGGUAUUGUUUUAAGAAAUGUGUCGAGUACCCAAACAGCAAUGCUUAUAAUCAGAGCAAAUUUCUUUUAAAUUAGUCCAGUUGCACUCAGGCAUGGCUGCAUGCGAUGAAAUUGAGCCAUGGGAAAACUUGGGCUGGGCAAUCCACCUUCCUCCACUUGAUUCUAGACGGAAAAGCAGUGGCAGCUCAAUCACUGUGGUCAGUUAACACAGUCCAAGCACUUCGCCACAUGUCACCAAACAGGCAGAAAGGCUCUAUGUGUGAUGAGGAAGGAAACGGCAUUUUGAAAGCACACGUGGUUCUACCAAAAUUGUACAUAUUCCCUUUUCUCCAACUGGGUUCUUUUCAUCGCUCUAGGUGUGUUCAAGCUGUAAUCUAUGAUACCUUUACCUGUUUAGGUCAUAGUAUUGUCAGUGUUUUCUUGGGCUUUAAAAAUAGAUCUGUUUGGGGGAGGGAAGUUGAACCUGCAUGGUAACGCCGUAGGCAUGCGAACGCAAGCCCAGGAGCACAAAGUCAAAAUCACGGUUUCCAUGGUAACGUUUAACUUGUCUGUGUUGUACACAUUUCUCAAGAAAUACAUUCAACAGACUACCCAGUGAUAAAAAUUGCUCCACCGGCACACAAAGAUAUAUGUUGGGGAAAGGAGGAAAACGGAAGUUUGACGAGCAUGAAGAUGGGCUGGAAGGCAAAAUUGUGUCCCCCUCCGACGGUCCGUCCAAGGUGUCUUACACCUUACAGCGCCAGACUAUCUUCAACAUUUCCCUUAUGAAACUCUACAACCACAGGCCCCUCACAGAGCCCAGCUUGCAAAAGACCGUGCUCAUCAACAACAUGUUGAGGCGGAUCCAGGAGGAGCUGAAGCAGGAGGGCAGCCUGAGGCCCGCGUUCCCCGCCUCUUCGCCGCCCGCCGACCCGCUGGGCUCCAGCUACCGGGAGGCACCGCCUGCCUUCACCCACCCCGCGCCCGCGCCCUGCGAGCUGGGCGGCGCUGCGCCCCUGGAGGCCUGCCUCACCCCCGCCUCACUGCUCGAGGACGACCAGGACACGUUUUGCACUUCCCCGGCCGCGCAGCCUGCGGCCCCCGCCAGACUCGCACCUCCUGCCCUCCCGCCGGAAAAGGACAGCUUCUCCUCCGCCCUGGACGAGAUCGAGGAGCUCUGUCCCACAUCUACCUCCAUGGAGGCCGCAGAGGCCACCACCGACGACCCGAAAGGGGACUCCGGCGGGCCCGGCGCGCAGAGACCCGAGGGGCUCCAGGACGGCCGGCCCGACGACCCGAAACUGAUGGACUCCCUGCCCGGCAACUUUGAGAUCACCACGUCCACGGGCUUCCUGACAGACUUGACCCUGGACGACAUCCUGUUUGCCGACAUUGACACGUCCAUGUACGACUUUGACCCCUGCACGUCCGCGUCGGGGACAUCCUCAAAAAUGUCCCCCGUGUCGGCCGACGACCUCCUCAAGACGCUGGCUCCCUACAGCAGCCAGCCCGUCGCCCCGAGCCAGCCUUUCAAGAUGGACCUCACGGAGCUGGACCACAUCAUGGAGGUGCUGGUCGGGUCCUGAGCCCCGGGGCCCGUCGCCUGCACCCCGCACCCCGACAGCUCUCCGCACUGUGCAUGUACCCUUGCUUGCCUUUUUCUGAGAAAAAGAACAUUCUACAAAAGGAUCACACUAGUUUUUGCUUUGAGCAGAGUUGGAGUGCCUUCAUCCAAGUAUGACCACUUUUAAUAUGCUUUUUUGAGUGGUUCCUCAGAGACCUAGUACCCGGGAAUAGGAAAGAAUACAUUUGAAGACAAUGUCGCUAUGUGGAAUGACAAAAAUAAACAGCUCAAGUGAAGCACAAGGAAUAAGUUGGAAAAGCUGUAAAUUGCAUGUGCAUAUUUGUCUAUUUUUUCUAUAAGUUUUAUUGCAAGAGGUAAAAAAAGAAAAUAUAUAUAUAUAUUAUUUAGAUAAUCUCAGUACCUUUUCCGGCAUUUUCGCCCUGUAUAGGUUGACUUGGCAAUUCAGCCUUUUUAGAGGCAUUAACUACUCCUCGUAAGUGUUGCAUUUACAUGGCUGUUUAGAAACUGCUGCCCAAAUUUAUUUUAUAUUUUUGUACAGAUUCCGCAGUUUAUGAUAUUGUUUUUCUAAAAACAAAUGCUGUUUAUACAUAUGAGAUAGCUAUUUUGAUAGGAUUUGCUCACAUAGUUCCUGCAAACUUCAGAUGUACAAGUUGCACUUGUACUUUUAUAGAGUUGUAAUGUUUUAUAUGUGUUCGGUGCAAAGAGAAAAUUGGAUCAAAUCAAUCCGCAGUUGAUGUCCCCAGACGCGCGCGCGCGCACACACACACACACACACACACACACACGCAGCGCUUUAAGAAGGGCCAGGAGAUAUCACACCCAAAUUUCACAAGCACCGACCCCCUGGCAUGAACACCCGCCAGCACUGUGACUUCCAAAGCCAGAGCCACAUCUGCUCAUCAAACUUGCAUUAAGCAGUUGGCGGGAGGUGGCCAUGGAGCUCGGGGUUUAAGUCAUGGUUCUCUUUAGCUCUCUCUCUGGAGGGGAAGGCUACCAAGUACUCAUUGUAUUUAUGCCAAGUCUGCGCUUUUAAUUGUUUUUAUUUUUUUAAACAAAACCCCAGAUCUUUCCCUUUUUGGCAUAAUUUUUAUGAAGACCUGAAAUUUUACACACGAACAAAAUUUUAUGAAAAGCAACUGACCUCUUCAUGGAACUAAACCCUGUUGCGACGCUUAGGGCUCGUCAAGAAGGAACUCUCCCCCAGAAGGCAUCCAUCAUGUCGCUCUGUUGUGUUUUCCUGCUUCCCUUCCUUAGAGCUUUCUUUCCCUCUGUUGCUAAGUGCUGAAAAUGGCAUCUUCAUGAUCACCACAGUGAGCCCAGCUCUCCUCGGCCCAGCCUAGGAUGCACUCUUGUAACACGCAUGGCUCCUGAACCUGGAGUUGGUCCCAUUACGUCACGGCCUCCGAUCUGGUUGCUUUCUUAAAUCAACUGCUUUAACUACACUUUACAAGGCUGUUUUACCCAAAUACACAGAUAGGACUUUGUAUGCAUGUUCCCCUCCUCCCCCAUUGCCAUCCUCUCUCUGCCAGGAGAACUUGAGAACUAGCUUUUUAUUCCUAGCGGUGUACAUUUAAUUUUAAAACGUUUGCAAUGUAUCAUGCUUGUUGCCGAAAUUGUUAAUGGCCUUUCCGUUUCAGUUUUUUCUUUCUUCCAAUGGUACUUUAGCUGGUUACAACCUAUAUUGUUGAAAUGCAGGUGGCUUCUUUAGGAAUAACUUUUAUAUUUAUUUAAGAAUUUUUAAAUUAUGGGAUUUGUGUUGUUGUUGUUGUCUUUGUUGUUGGUCAUUUGUCAAUAUUCAGUCACCAAUUCUGCUCACUUCUUGCCAUGGAUAAAAUUGAGUCUUUCUGGCCAAUUAAAAAAGACAGCUUUAUAAAAUGGCACUUUAAACAAGCCAUAGAUAGUUUUAUUUUUAUAAUACACAUGGCAAAGCAAAUACACUUUGAUGAAGGAACUGCUCAUCUAAGCAAAAGAUUCGUGUAUGAUAUGAUUAAAUCUCUCUACGUUCUGAUUUACUCACCCCCCCCACCCCCUCCCGCCAACUUGAAUGUGUUUUUAAAGGCUAAUUAUCAACUCAGACGAGCAGUGAGAAACCGAUCAAACUGCACCGUUCUCCAGCAAGCACCCUCCACCGGACACCUCUUACUACUGCAGAUGUGUCAUUCCCUUUGAUAGGACCAGGGACCAUGUAGUUAAGGUGAGGGUUGUGGUAGAUGCUUCCGGUGUCACCGUGCCUGUCCGUUUGAAGGGCUUCCUUUUCCUGUAGAGAACAAGUCCGCCCAGGCUCCAUGCUUCUGCUAACUCAAGGACCUGGCAGACUCUCCACAUGCCGCCUGCAUACACAUACGUGUACAUGCACAAUAGUGUUGAUUAUUCCGGACAAUAACAGGGUAAGGCGGCUGAUUUGCCAUUGUUGAAAACUGAUUGAUAGUAACUUAGAACAACUGUACUUCGGUUGGAUUAGUAAAUCGUGUGUUUAAACAAAUCCCAUAUGUUGGGCAGCAGUUCAAAUAAGCACAGCGAAGUGUUGCCCACACGUGGUUCUCUGACUCUCCCGCGUUUAUAAGGCUGGGCUUCAGGAUCAAAAACAAAAACCCCCAACAGCAGCGCGCAAAUGCUUUUUAAUUCUCUGGACACCCUCACCGUAAAUUCUUGAUAUUCAAGGUCUAAUGAGGAAGACGUGGGGAAUUAGUGGCCCUGUUUCAAAAGAACAAAACCAUCAAGUGUUCCAGUUAUCUUUGUGUCUUAUUUUUACAAAGUGAUGUCCCGACAGGGAAGAACGUGAGCCUGUGUGUGAUCUCCAAGUCCCAGCUUGAGUGUGGGACGUGCUUCCAGAUGCCACCCGGCAGCAGUGCCUUCCCGUUUCUAAAGGACAUCCUGUGGCAUUCAGAGUCAGGCAGGCAGUUUGAGGUGCCUUUACGAGAGGGACAGAGAGACAUGCUGGGUGGGGCUGGGAGAGGACAAUUAUUGACAGUGAUGUGCAAUGAAGUGACAAGAUGAGAGCAGAAUAAUAAGAGCUUUGAAUUUGAAGUGAUUUUUUUUCAUAAGUUAUUUAUUCCUUUUUUUCUGUGUAAAUAUAUUUAUUUUACUGUGGAGCUCUAACAACAUCUGGAUCGUAACAUGUGCAGAAUGUAUGUAGGAAUUUAUUCUCCUGUAGGAAUGUCAAUCUGUAUUAAAAGGGGGUCCGAGCCAGACCCCUGGGUCUUCUCAUCGUAUGCACAGUCCACGUUCAUUUUUACUCUCUCCUCUAAUAUGGGUCGAUUUGAAAUAUGCAAAAGGUAUGGAUGAGGAAUGUUUUAAUACCUCCAAAUUUUUAAGAAAAUCAAGCAUCAAAGGGUUGAUAUUUUUUAAAGUUUUUCUAGUCGCACUUUCUCUCUUUAUGACAGAAGGGGCAUCCACACCGACGCCCUCGCUCACACCAAAGGGUGAGAGCUAGCCACAGCCGCCUCCACCGGAGUGUCUUUCUCAAUUGUGCUGUUUAUUGCCAUAGCCCCUUGGAGUGUCCCAGCUGCCCUGAGAUCGAUCAAGGAAAUUCCUUAAAUAAAUAAACUCCAAAGAGCCAAAGUGUCAACUUACGGAUCAUUUUUAAAGCUUAAAUUUAUUAACCACCUUUGUGGUAAACAAUGAAUUAUGAAUCCGCAGGGCAGCCUUCUCAAAUGACAGGUGCAAAAAAUAAUAAUAAGAGAGAGAGAGACUCUACUUUGUGCAGCGAUUGUUAUUCUCUGUAUGAAUUGUCUUAAUUUCAAAAUCUUGCUGUUACAAAUUGGACCUUUAUAUGCUUUCUGAAAAUAAUUGAAAAGAGCAUAUUUAACCUGUUUCGGCUGGAAAUGGUUGACUUCCAGUAACUGCCAACGGCAGUGAGGUGUGUGCGUCCUGCUUAUGUACCGUUGUUUUCAGGGCUUCUAAGAAUAAGUCUGAAUGGUUCUUGAGAAUUAGCCAGGAUCAAAUGCUCUUGCAAGCAAAGCCAAUAAAAAUUUUGGACGUCUUUUGGGGAUAACAAGUUUGGAAGGGAAGUCGGUCCAUACGAGCAAACAACCAAGAUUUGGAAAAGAUGUACAUAGUGACAUGUUUGGUGCAUGGUUUUUGAGGAGGGCUUUUGUCAAACAGGAGGUGUAACCUUUCCCCCACAGACCUGAGAGCUGUGCCUUUUCUAUGCAAUAUUACUAGACGUUACAUCGGAACCCAGAUGGUUGUAUUCACAUGUAGGUUUGGGCUGUAAUCUAAACAAUUGGACAGAUUAAAUGUACAUGGAAAUGAGCAGUCUUACUUUUGUAGUUUUAUAUUAUACAAUAAACAGUUAAAAGAUGA
This is a messenger RNA of Aethalodelphis obliquidens (Pacific white-sided dolphin), 7463 nucleotides long. RefSeq names its product SERTA domain containing 2 (gene SERTAD2). The record is from RefSeq and is a predicted model, not a curated record. Gene Ontology annotation, molecular function: transcription regulator activity. Gene Ontology annotation, cellular component: nucleus. NCBI's taxonomy places the organism in Eukaryota, Metazoa, Chordata, Mammalia, Artiodactyla, Delphinidae. Bases 2224 to 3159 code for a protein of 311 amino acids. The transcript has 2 exons.